AUGCCAUCCACUUCUUCUGCAUCCGCUUCGGCUUCAGGCAGCACCUCAGCACCCGCGCCCAAACCAAGAGUCCAGCAGCUGAAGCCGAGUAGCAGGGUAGCGGGCGCACCUCCCCCAAGACCCCUUCCUAGGGACGGACCGAGCAUACAAGCGAACACUUCGGCUACCGGGCGCUCAGAUCAAAGCGGAGCCGGUGGUGCAGGCACCGGAGACCAGCCCGCUCAGAGGACGGGCCCAAGAAUCGUCACUGGCCAAGGUUCUGGCAACACUAUCAUCGUCAAUCCGUGUCAGAAAGGCAAUCCAUUGCUGCAACACGUGCGGCAGGUCGGAUGGGAGUAUGGGGAAAUUACCGCAGACUAUCUGGUCGGCGUAUCUAGUGGUGUCUUGUUCCUUUCGUUGCGAUACCACCGGCUCCAUCCUGAAUACAUACACUCCAGAAUAGCGAAAAUACGAGGCUCUUUCAGCCUGCGCGUUCUCCUUGUGCUCUGUGACGUGGACACCCAUGAGACGGCGAUCAAGGAGUUGACCAAAGUGGCAUUGAUCAACUCCAUGACCCUCAUGAUUGCCUGGACUGCUGAGGAAGCAGGCAAAUACGUGGAAGCAUACAAGCUCUUCGAGCACCGCCCACCAGACGUCUUGAGAGAAAGAGUGGCGGACGACUACCUGAGCCACAUACAAAGUGCGCUCACAAAUAUCCGCGGCGUCAACAAGACCGAUGUGAUCACCUUGGCGACCAAUUUUGGUUCAUUCAAAAAGCUUUCGACGGCUUCGGCGGGGCAGCUCAGUCUUUGCCCCGGUUUUGGUGAUCUCAAAGCUCGUCGGCUAAGGGAAGCUUUUGCCUUGCCCUUUCGUGUGGGCGAGACGCGGCUGGGGAGGGAUAGGCUUCGCAAAGAGCCGAAAGCCAGCGAGGACACUUCCGCGCGAGUCGGUAGAGCAAAGGUCUUGGAAGCUUCCGCAUUGUCGGACAGCGGCAACGCCGCAAGGAGUGGAGACCGCUUGUCGACAGCAGGUGGUGCCGACAAAGCAUCGGAUGCGCCCAACAUUUCCUUCAACAACGAGCUGGAUGAGCUUACGGAGGAGGAACAGCUUAGGUUGGCGUUGGAGAUGAGUGUGGGGAACGAGCUGGAUGAGGAGGAUGAAGACUUUUGA
This is a messenger RNA of Ceraceosorus guamensis, 1149 nucleotides long. RefSeq lists its product as hypothetical. Bases 1 to 1149 code for a protein of 382 amino acids. Gene Ontology annotation, molecular function: damaged DNA binding; single-stranded DNA binding. Gene Ontology annotation, biological process: UV-damage excision repair; meiotic mismatch repair; nucleotide-excision repair. The record is from RefSeq and is a predicted model, not a curated record. Gene Ontology annotation, cellular component: nucleus; ERCC4-ERCC1 complex; nucleotide-excision repair factor 1 complex. The transcript has 7 exons. Lineage: Eukaryota; Fungi; Basidiomycota; Exobasidiomycetes; Ceraceosorales; Ceraceosoraceae.